CUGAGGUGCAGAAGACAGGUUUGGAUUCAGAGAAAGAGGGAAAGAGAAACAGCUUUGGAACAGAAAGUCAUGGCACCUGCCAAAGUUAGGAGUUAAUAACAACACGCCUUUCCCUUAGGCUGAGAAAAAGGACCAGAGAACACAGAGAACUGUGCUAUAGCUGAUGUCUGAAAGCAUCGCUGAGAUGAUGACAGCCCUGUUUCGAGGCAGAAAGCCUCAAAAAUCUCAGGAAGCCUCCCCUAGAAAUCGGACACCUGCGGCCCACCUGCACGGUCCGUUGGAAGAUGAAGACGAUGAGGAAAGAUUACCUGAUCGAUCUCCAAUUCAUAGAAACUCACGUUUUUACAGCUCAAUGAGGAGACGAAAGUAUCAGACACAAAGCCACACCUCUACUACUCCAGGAAACUCCGCCCCCUCCAAUACACUUAGCCCCACUAGCACAAAUAAAUCGGCUCUGCAUCACAACGGAAGUACUGUAUCAGGAGUUGCUCGGUCUCGUUCUCCGUUGCCGACGCCGGGAGUCCGGUCGCGUAGACAAGACAUGGAAGAGCUGAGUGAACGGACGAGUACAGCCUGCACUGUGCAGGACAAUGACAUCCGCACCGCUGACCCUGACAACGUCAAACAGAGGCAAGUGAGGAAUGGUAGUCCGCACAAGAUGGCAGUGGAGAAUCCCUGCCGAAAUCUCAAGAUCACAAAGAGCGUCGAUGUUUUGUAUCAGGAAUAUCGUGACACUUCCAAACAGCAGGAGAUCGAGCAAAGGCGACAGAGAGAUGGGCUUCCGACUGCAGAAAUCGUGGCUGCGCCUGCAUUGCAGCUGCAGCUGAGGAACAACGCACAUUCGCUUAGUCUCUGGCAGAAUUUAGACGUGGUGAAGAACAGUGGACUAUUGCAAACACUGGAUACAAAAGAGGUCAUACUGCAGGAGGCCAUGUUUGAACUGGUGACCUCAGAAGCGUCGUACUACAAAAGUCUGGAGCUGUUAGAGACCCACUUUCUUCGCCACCCUCCUCUUGUCAACACCUUGAGUCAGUCAGACAUGCACUUCCUGUUUUCAAACAUUGAGGACAUCAUGAAGGCAAGCGAGAGGUUCCUCAUGGAUCUGGAGCACAGGAUCGAAGAGUCCAUCUUGAUCUCAGACGUGUGCGACAUUGUUCAUCAUCACGCCGCUAAACACUUCCAGGUCUUCAUCAGCUACGUCAUCAACCAGGUGUACCAGGAGCAGAACUACAGACGAAUACUACAAGAAAAUGCUAGUUUCCGGGAGAGUAUGUCCAGUCUGGAGACUCAUCCAAGAGUAAAGGGCCUUUCCUUCACCUCCUUCCUCAUUCUUCCCUUUCAGCGAAUCACACGCCUCAAACUGCUUGUUCAAAAUAUUCUCAAGAAAGUGGAGGAAAAUUCAGACAGAGAAAAAUCUGCAAUAUUGGCACAUCAAGAAUUGGAAAGGAUUGUGAAGGAGUGCAAUGAAGGCGUGAGGAAGAUGAGUCGCACUGAAGAGCUGAUCAACAUUGAGAAAAAACUCGAUUUCAAGACAAAGUCAGUGCCUGUGAUUUCACACUCUCGCUGGCUUCUGAAGAAGGGUGAAGUCCAGUCGAUGUCAGGACCCAAGAGCACCAGGACCAUGCGCAGCCGCAGACUUUAUCAACCCAUUUAUCUGUUUCUGUUCAAUAACCUGCUGCUCAUCACCAAACGCAGCUCCAGUGGAGAGAAGUACCAGGUUCUGGACUCGUGCAGUCGCUCCAUGCUGAGGACAGAAGACCUGGAAGAUCAAGGUCAGAUGCUGGCUUGCACAUUUGUGCUGAAACUGAUGGAGAACCAAGAAGACCGUGAAGUCAGCUACAUGCUCAAGACAGAAACCAUAAGCGACAAACUACGCUGGAUCUACGCUUUGACUCCAAACCGUCGCACAAGAUUCCUCUCAACCAGUGCACACCAACCAGAUUCUCCUCAGGUGCAGUGUAUCCAGUCGUACUCCUCACAGGAACCGGAUGAGCUCUCUGUGGAAAUGGCUGAUGUCCUUCACCUUCUGGAGUGCACGGAUGAUGGUUGGAUGUUUGGUGAGAGGUUGCAUGAUGGAGAAAGGGGUUGGUUUCCCAUCCGCGUGGUGGAGAGGAUUAUGAGCGCGGAGGUUCGAGCUCAAAACCUUAAAGAGUGUCAGCGGAUCCACCAAGCUCAGGAGGGAGCGCAGGGGUCCAGGGCCGCUUCUAGGGGGCGACGUGCGACCAAAAGUCCCCAGUACAACCCAAGCUGGACCGACUUGUAGUUACGGAGAAGGACAUGACAUCACAUCAACGUUACCAUUCGCUUAUUCCUGAUCCGGUAAACUGGAAACGAUGCCGUGUAGAUGUCAGGGUGGCAUUGGAUUGUACCAACAAAGAGUCAAUCUGUGUCCAGUUUUUAACCAAUACUUGUCCGGUGUCACAUUGAAGACUUGGUAGAGCCUUGAAAGAGCUUUUGCACUAUAAGCACUUGUGUAUUUGAAAUUGCUGCCUCCAUACAGUCCUAACACACUGUCGGCAUCAAGGAUUUCAACUUUGGCAAUCGCAUACGGGGACUUUGUGAAUGUUUGCACAUAAUGAGAUGAACCAAGAACAGGAAGGAGUGGAAAUCAAAGGUGGUAGAUGCUACAUCGGGACUUUUGUAAAGUCAUGCUUCUCUGGAUGAGGAAUGUAUGCAGGGUUACACCUUUACUGACAAUACAGGU
This is a messenger RNA of Paramisgurnus dabryanus, 2704 nucleotides long. RefSeq names its product neuronal guanine nucleotide exchange factor (gene ngef). The record is from RefSeq and is a predicted model, not a curated record. Gene Ontology annotation, molecular function: protein binding; guanyl-nucleotide exchange factor activity. Lineage: Eukaryota; Metazoa; Chordata; Actinopteri; Cypriniformes; Cobitidae. Gene Ontology annotation, biological process: activation of GTPase activity.